Molecule: messenger RNA, 165 nt
Organism: Cryphonectria parasitica EP155
Lineage: Eukaryota; Fungi; Ascomycota; Sordariomycetes; Diaporthales; Cryphonectriaceae
Exons: 1
Source: RefSeq, a predicted model, not a curated record
AUCGAGGACGACGACCUCACUUUCGGCGGCAAGUCUCUUUCGACCUGGUACGAGGAGGACCGUCGCCGGUACAGCGACGAGAGCUUCGACGUGCCCGACGAGCGCGGCAGGUCGAGGACCCGCGCCUACGAGAUGGCGGCCCCCUCGAGCCACGGCCACCACAAG